Molecule: messenger RNA, 1340 nt
Organism: Panicum hallii
Lineage: Eukaryota; Viridiplantae; Streptophyta; Magnoliopsida; Poales; Poaceae
Product: ADP-ribosylation factor GTPase-activating protein AGD12-like
Exons: 9
Coding region: 212-1183 (323 amino acids)
Molecular function (GO): GTPase activator activity; phospholipid binding
Source: RefSeq, a predicted model, not a curated record
UCCGAUCCCCAGUGGCGCACGUGUGAACUGCCGACCAAGCCACGUGGACCACCUGUUCCAGCGACAGGAGGAGGGAGAUCUCAGCUCUGCCGCCCGAACCCCGCGCGCGCGGCCACCGGGAGGCGGAAGGAAUCGGAGGUGAUCCAGCGGCCUCUUUCUCGGAUUGGGUACAGUUUGACGCAUUUGGAGCUGACCUUUCUGACAGCUAAAGAUGAGUGCAGGACACGGCGACACUGGGGCCUCAGCAACGAUGGCAAAGCUGAAGGAGUUGUUGCACAGAAGUGAAAAUCACAUUUGUGCUGACUGCAGCGCGCCUGAUCCCAAAUGGGCGUCAGCUAACAUUGGGGUAUUCAUUUGUGUAAAAUGUUCUGGCGUCCACAGAAGUCUUGGUACACAUAUUUCAAAGGUUCUGUCAGCAACACUAGAUAAGUGGACUGAAAAUGAAGUUGAAUCAAUGAUAGAAGUUGGUGGGAAUUCUAAUGCCAAUUCAAUAUAUGAGGCUUUUCUACCAGAGGGCUACCAGAAGCCACAUCCAGAUUCUAGCCCUGAAGAGCGAGAAAAAUUCAUCAGGUCAAAAUAUGAGCUGCAGGAAUUUCUGAAGCCAAGCCUGCGGAUUGUCUCUCAUCAGACUAGUGACUCCGGAAAACAUGCAGGCGGUGCUCCUCAUUCUGAUGGUUCCAAGAGUGAAAUAGGCAUGAUCGAAUUCAUCGGAAUAUUGAAUGUCAAGGUGAUAGGAGGCACCAACCUGGCCAUCAGGGAUAUGUCAAGCAGUGACCCAUAUGUCGUCCUAACCCUUGGGCACCAGAAAGCCCAAACUUCAGUAAUCAAAGGCAACCUAAAUCCUGUCUGGAAUGAAGAACUGAAGCUCUCUGUUCCACGGCAAUAUGGACCUCUGAAGCUGCAAGUGUUCGAUCAUGACAUGGUGUCCAAGGACGACCUCAUGGGGGAGGCCGAGAUCGACCUGCAGACGAUGAUCAACGCCGCUGCCGCGUUCGGUGAUCCAGAGCUGCUGGGCGACAUACAGAUCGGCCGGUGGCUCAAGUCCGACGACAAUGCGCUCGUCAGGGACAGUGCCGUGGUGGUUGCCGGCGGCAAGGUGAAGCAAGGGGUGGCGCUGAAGCUGCAGCACACCGAGUCCGGGGAGCUGGAGCUGGAAAUGGAGUGGAUGCCGCUCAACAUGUAGAGCUGCCAAAUUGCACAUUUUAUUUUCUGAAAUCAAAUUAUCUGGCAUAUUGUCAGAUGAUAAAUGUUGUUGUACUCAAGAAAAAAGAUAAAACGUUGUUGUAGUAAGGUUCGUUUUGCUUGUUGCCAUCAGAAAAUGCAGUGUUUGAUCAGUCACA